ACGUUUUUGCAGAGAAAAUGUAGCUCAGUUGGAAAUUUGUGUGUGUAUGUAUGAAAAUAUAUAUAUAAAAAAAUGUGUGUAAGAUAAGGAAAAAAGUUUGUUUUCUUUCCUGUUUGGAAUGGGGAUUUACAGCAUGGAAAGUUUAAUAUUUGACAGAAUGACUUAUUCUAAAAGGAGAAAUUCGUGCCCUCCGCAAGCAUUUGGGUAUGCUAAUGGUCAGGACUGGCAGAGUCUUCUGGCUCAACAUGGACGGUUUUGGCAGAACUCAGUCUGGAAUAAUUGGUCAUCUAACAGAGGCGGUGAUCAUGCUGGAGCUGAUUUACCCAUAUUGUUUCACCCGGUCCAUGGUGACAACAUAGAGCUAACAAAUGAUCGGAGGCGAGCUAAACGUGGUGACAGUUUCUGUAAAGGCAUCUGCUUUAGCAGUCGUCCAAUCAAAUUGGGCGAGCGUGUGUAUGUAAAGUUCAUUGACACUUCCGGGAGUUGGAGUGGAGUUUUAAGGUUCGGUUUUACGAGCACAGACCCCGGAACUCAGCGGGGAGAGGAUUUACCGAGAUAUGCCUGCCCUGAUAUGACAAAUAAGCCUGGAAAUUGGGCAAAAGCUUUAGGUGAAAGAUACGCAGUUGCUGGAAAUGAGUUGUUUUUCUAUGUAUCAAGAUCUGGUGAUGUGUUUUAUGGAGUGAAUGGUGAGGAGAAAGGAUUAUUUUUCAGUGGAGUAAACACUAGUGGUCCAAUUUGGGCUUUAAUGGAUAUUUAUGGAAACACAUCAUGUGUAGAGUUCUCAAACCCAUUUCCUCAGCCGCUAAAUAACAUGGUAUCAAAUCAACAAUCUAUGGGUUCAACUGUGGCGAUGCAUCAAAACAAUAUGGCUACACACAUGUCUUCGCUAACAAUAUCAUCAGAUAACAGAAACAAUACACGGAACAGCCGGGAUGUUCCGUCAAGCCUUCCUUUGAGUCGAUUUCACGGGAAUGUUCAAUUUACGCCCCUUCCUUUUCAUAAUCUGUGUGGUCGAAAUAUACGCAUAUCCUCUGACCAGACUGUUGCUACACGAACAAAAGAAGAAUAUUGUAAUGCUUAUGUGUUUACGUCUCGUCCGUUACGUUGCGGCGAACAAAUUGUGAUACAGGUGCAAGGAGUUGAUCGCUCAUUUAUCGGGGGAUUAGCUUUUGGUUUUACUUCAUGUGAUCCAACAACGCUAAAAAUGGAAGAUCUCCCAGACGAUGCAGAUUUGCUUCUGGAUCGGCUAGAGUACUGGGUUGUAAAUAAAGAUGUUUGUCGGAGCCCUGAGAUUGAAGACGAACUCAGCUUCCAUUUAACUAAUGAUGGGGAGGUGCAAUAUUCGAGAAACAACUACAAAACAUCAACGCUGAUGCACGUGGACCGAACACUACCUUUGUGGGCCUUUUUUGAUGUCUAUGGUAAUGUUCAGAAAGUCAAAAUGCUUGGUACUUGUAUUCCCAAACCUCCACGACCACCGCAACCUUUCCCAAGGUCAAGGUCAACAUCUUCAGCUCUGACAGUCAGUCUGCCUCCACCACCACCACAGCGACAGUCGAUGAUCCCUAUGACCUUGCACCUUGGCGGUCAAAGUCAUUCACCGGCAUUGUCACGCAGCAUCAGCCAGCCUGCGCCAUUAAUUCCCCCAUCCCCUGGCACUCCAAAAUCCUACCCAACACAGCUAUCUACCCCAGCCACACCCAGCUCAAUAAACGACCCAAUACUGGACAAUGAAAACAAUGAGUCAGAAUGUAAUGUGUGUUACGAAAGACCAGUUAACGCAGUCUUGUAUACAUGCGGACAUAUGUGUAUGUGUUUUGAAUGUGCACAGGCAGUAAGACAAGAACGUUCAGCGUUAUGCCCAAUCUGUCGACAGGAGAUUAAGGAUGUGAUAAAAAUAUACAAGUCAUAGUGCUUAUACACGGAGGCUCAGCAAGAUUUUCCUGAACCCUGGAAAUGAGUGUAAAAACAUGUCCAGGGGUGUGAAAUGAGCCAAGUUUAUGGAAGAUGUAUGCAAUGUCUGUCUAGAUUCAAGACCAAAAACACACAGAAAAUGUAGAUAGACUAUUGUGCACUGAUGAAACAUUUUCUUUUUUUUUUUCUUUUUUUUUAUGUUCAUCCAGCUCACAUUCAGUGCUUGAUACAGAGAGGGUGAUAAUUCAAGAUACAUACGCAUUGUUCUGAAAAGUUUUGGAAACAUUUAGCUAAGUAGCUUUGAUGCACUAAAAAUGUCAAACACUUGAGUUCCUUUUAUUAUUUUUUUUAACAUGUACAACUAAAAUGUGAUAAAAUUGCAAUGUUUUCACCUUUUAACGUGUCAGACAUUUACAUGUAAAGAAGUGAAGACUUUCUGAUUUGUCAUGACAUACGAAUUACAACCAUUGGAAUACAACCCUAGAAUAUGAAGUACAACUUGCAGUAAGGGACACACAUAAAGAAGGACAAAUUAACUUAAUACAACAUAAAACAGUUGAAACUGGACAUGUCAAACUCGUUUAUUUCAAAAUUCAAGUUUCAUACCAAAAACACAUACCUGAAAUAUAAUUUUUGUCAAAUUUCGGUUAUCUUGAAGUAAAAAGCUUGAUCCUUUGGACUUUGAGAUACUGAGUUUCAACUGUAUGUUCCAUCAGAACAAAAACAGGAACUGAAAAAGUGGUCUUUUAAUAGACUUGGGCUUGUGAAAAUCGUACGUACUGACACUGUAGGACAUGGGUCUCCUUUCACUAACAUUCUCUAAAAUUGUGUUUGUGCAGUUGUUUUUAUUUGGACAAGUCAAACAAAAAUUCUGAUAUUUAGUUUUUAUACUGAUCUAAUACUGAUUUGAGCCGUGCCAUGAGAAAACCAACAUAGUGGGUGUGCGACCAGCAUGGAU
Molecule: messenger RNA, 2872 nt
Organism: Mercenaria mercenaria
Lineage: Eukaryota; Metazoa; Mollusca; Bivalvia; Venerida; Veneridae
Product: protein neuralized-like
Exons: 4
Coding region: 119-1912 (597 amino acids)
Molecular function (GO): ubiquitin protein ligase activity
Source: RefSeq, a predicted model, not a curated record